AUGACGGCGAGCACAAUUUCUCUCAAGGCGUUUCUGGCCACGGCCAAAGAGGCGUUGGCUGCGUCGCCUACCCAGCGUUCACUACCACUCACCUUUGUCGUGGGCAACGAAUCGGCAGAUCUCGACUCGUUGUGCUCAGCCAUCGUACUGGCUUAUCUUCGGUCUCAUAUUGCCCCCAGGCGGCUGCAUAUCCCCUUGUCCAACCUGCCUCGGGAAGAUCUCGCUUUGAGAAUCGAACUAGGCCCUGUUCUUGCCAAGGCAGAUCUGGAUGCCUCUGACCUCAUCACAUUGUCAGAUCUCCCGCAAACACUGGACCCAAACGAUACAGAAUGGGUUCUGGUUGACCACAAUGUCCUCACCGGUGAUCUAAGAAGAUAUGAAAGCCGUGUUAUUAGCUGCAUAGACCACCAUGUUGACGAAGGAGUCGUCGCUAUGCAAGCUGCACCCCGCGUCAUUGAGACAUGCGGAAGCUGCAUGAGCCUUAUCGUCGAUGCAUACGCAGAUGCGUGGCGCGCCCUGGCUCACGGCAACCAGCCCGCCAUCAGCACAAAGCGCAUUAGCAGCGACCUGAAUCAGCUCGCGCAAAUCGCCCUCGCCCCGAUCCUCAUCGACACCAUCAAACUGACCGCCACCGCCAAGGUCCGCCCCAAGGACACGCGCGCGGCCGCGCUGCUCGAGACCGAACUCAUGCACGACCCAGCCUUUGACCAGGGCGCCUACUACGACGCCGUUACAGCUGCCAAGGAGGACAUGUCCCGGCUCACCCUGCGCGAUAUUCUCCGCAAGGACUACAAGGAGUGGGAGAAUGCCGGCAUUAAGCUCGGUGUCAGCUGCGCCGUGCAGAAUCUCGACUUCUUCCUGGAAAAGGCCGCCGCCGGCAGCAAGGGGAGCGGCGAGGACGUGCUGCUACGGGCGCUGCAGGCAUGGGCCGAGGAGCAAGGGCUCGACAUCGCCGCCAUCAUGACCACGUCCAACCCGGGCGGCGAGUUUCAGCGGCACCUAUUGGUGUGGGGGCUGACUGCUAGCGGUAGGAAGGCGGUCCAGAGGUUCACGGAAGACACCGCAGAUACGCUAAAGCUGACGCCGUGGAAUGAUGGGAUCUUGGACGAACAGGGCGUGAGGUACGCGUGGAGACAGCUUGCGCUGGAUUCUAGUAGAAAGCAAGUGGCACCCUUGCUACGGGAUGCCAUGAAAUGGGCUGGCGCCAACUUGUAG
Messenger RNA from Cordyceps militaris CM01, 1215 nucleotides. Its product is annotated as exopolyphosphatase. The coding region runs from base 1 to 1215 and encodes 404 amino acids. Gene Ontology annotation, molecular function: exopolyphosphatase activity. NCBI's taxonomy places the organism in Eukaryota, Fungi, Ascomycota, Sordariomycetes, Hypocreales, Cordycipitaceae. Gene Ontology annotation, cellular component: cytoplasm. The transcript has 2 exons. The record is from RefSeq and is a predicted model, not a curated record.